This is a messenger RNA of Nerophis lumbriciformis (worm pipefish), 3717 nucleotides long. RefSeq names its product mitogen-activated protein kinase kinase kinase 19 (gene map3k19). The record is from RefSeq and is a predicted model, not a curated record. Gene Ontology annotation, biological process: protein phosphorylation. NCBI's taxonomy places the organism in Eukaryota, Metazoa, Chordata, Actinopteri, Syngnathiformes, Syngnathidae. Gene Ontology annotation, molecular function: ATP binding; protein kinase activity.
CCAUGUUGCAGUAUGUGCAUUUUGAAAACACACACAAAACAAAACAGAAAUGUACUAUUACUUGAAUUAAUUUAUUCUUCACAGGCAGAGAACAAGAAGUUUUAACGAAGCAGCUCCAUCAUCCUUUGGCCUGUUGUCUAUUGCAGUACCGAACAAGCUCAGCCAAUCAGCUCCCAGCAUCAUGGAACCACUUGUGUGUUCAAACUAUGUACUUCAGGCCAGGGCACACAUACAGACAAGAUUGGGCUCUCAUAAACCUAUCAAUGAGCAAAAGGGUCCCAUAUUGGCUAUGCAACCUGCUGCUCUUCUCCGGUCACCCAAGCAGCUGGAACCCCUGGACCCCAGGUUAAAAGAAAAUGCUGCUGCACCGGUAUUAAAGUACAGUGUUCCCCUGAAGCCAAUUACCAAGAGCAUUCAUUCCACAACCCACUUUAAGAGGAGAUUUUCAGGGGGCACCCCACGUACCGACCCCCUCGCCAUCAGGUGUGGCAGUGAAGAUAGUGGGUCCAACAUCAGCAGUCAGAGUUCUACUGAUCUGGAAGAUGAGGACUAUGAAGGGGAUACACCUGAAGACAUUUACUGGGUUUCAAAACAUUCCAAAGGCUGCACUGAGAAAGACAGUGAGUUUGACGAUGGGAAGACAGUGCAGAGUUUAUCACCACUCGUCAAGUCAACACACAUACAAAAACAAGAGCAUGUUAACUGCCAGACCAUUAUGAAUUGCACCAAAGAAAAUCAGGAUUAUGGUAUGAGUCGUAGAGCGAGAAGGAAUCAUGAAACACCGGUCCCAUUAAUGCCUGAUGAGAGUAUUACCAAUGACUGCAAUAACACUGCAGAACAGGCAGAUACAACUAUUAAGGGUAAUUAUGUGGAUAAACCUGCAAUCGCAAAGGAUUUCCAAAUAGAAGAUGCGAUCUGCGGCAGUAGUGAGGGUGCAAAGGUAAAUAGCAGCUUUGUCCCUGAAGAGACCUCACUAAUUUUUUCAAAUAGCAAUCAAGUUAUAGUUGCUAAGAGUGGAACAUAUAAGAAAACUUUGAAGCCCACUGAAAACAAGGCAGAAGAAUCCGGUUUGAAUUGUGAAGUGAGGACAAAUUUGUCCGUCACCCGACUCGAGCUCAAAGACGAAACUAUACUAAACUUAAGUAAAGCCCAGAAAAAUCUAAAGCACCGCUCUCUUUUCAACCAACCUAUAGAUAACACUAAAACAAGCCCUGAUCAAAUUGUUGUUAAGAAAGUCCCCACUUCUUUGGAUAAAUCAAACCUUAAAUAUCUUAAGGUUGCUCGUUGGACCCCUGACCCCCCAUCACCACGAAAGAAGGGAGCUGGUAGUGCACACUACAGAGGAGCAAAUCCUGACAAGGUGAGCAACCACCGUGCACAACAGCACCCAAAAGGCAGGGAGAUGAAGAGCACCCACCAAUUAAAGAAUCCAGAUGAGGCUGCGGCACAAAGAUCUAAAUCUGCCAUGGACUUCAUCACAUACAAAGACAUGUUUAAGACAAUUCAGAGUGAAGGCAAAGGACCUGCAAUUUAUGAGAUGUUUGCUGGUCCGAUCUAUGAUCAUCUUCGGAAUCCAGUCAGCUUUGAGGACAAACAACCACAGGCUGCUCAGUUCAGGAAUUUACAUGAGAUCCGUAACGUCAAACACAGACCUUUGAAACAAGGGCAGACUAAGCUAAGGAAAUGUCCGACAGAGACGGUAGUAGUUUCAACUAGAGGCAUAGCAAAACCUUUAUCUUCCAGGGUGAAACCUCACCUCACACAAGCACCAAAGGACAGACACAAAGUGGAGUGUAUUAGUCAACCUGAGGUUAAGGUAGUUCUCUCUAAUGAUGGUGAGAUGGGUCCUAACGCUGUAGAAAAGGCUGAAGUCACGACGUUAUCGACCAUUGACGAGGUUCUCCCCGGUGGCAAGGGUAUGACAGAUAACGGUUAUGAUAACUUCCUUAUGAAUAUGGAAGAAACAACUGUAAGUUCAACAGACGUACACAGAAGUGACCACACUGGUAUGUCACCAGUGUAUCAGAAGUUUCUGGAUGGGGUUGGGGACGGACCACUUACAGAUGACUUGUUGCAAUGUCUGGCUGAGGAGCUGAUCUCACUGGAUGAGAAAGAUGUCUCCACUGGUUCAUGUCCACAAAACCUUGAAAUAGAGCACCACAAAGAGGACAAUGCAAUAUCAAGAGAACAGAAGAAUGCGGGGGUGACUUCAAUUAAUUUUGCUGCCUUACAUGGAUUUGGGUCAGAUGAUAACAUUUCUUGGACAAAGGGUGAAGUACUUGGUCGUGGAGCAUAUGGGACAGUAUACUGUGGUCUGACCAGUCAGGGCCAGUUGAUUGCUGUGAAACAGGUGACUUUGGACACCGCUGACCCAAAGGCUGCAGAGAGCGAGUAUGGUCGGUUGCAGGGAGAAGUAGAACUUCUCAAAACGCUGAGCCACACCAAUAUCGUUGGCUUCAUUGGGACCUCUCUCUAUCAGCACAUGGUUUCCAUCUUCAUGGAGUACAUCCCAGGAGGAUCUAUCGCCAGCAUUCUUCAUAGAUUUGGUCCACUGCCAGAGCGUGUUCUCGCACUAUACACCCAUCAGAUCCUGGAAGGGGUGGCCUACCUUCACUUGAACAGGGUCGUUCACCGUGACUUGAAGGGGAACAAUGUGAUGCUGAUGCCCACAGGUGUGAUCAAGCUCAUAGACUUCGGCUGUGCACGCCGAGUCAGCUGCGUAACCCACAGCACCAACAGCAGUGGGGAUCUGCUCAAGUCUGUCCAUGGCACUCCUUACUGGAUGGCACCAGAGGUUAUCACCGAGACAGGAUAUGGCAGGAAGUCGGAUAUAUGGAGUGUGGGUUGCACGGUCUAUGAGAUGGCGACAGGAAAACCCCCUCUAGCACACAUGGACAAGAUAGUGGCCUUGUUCUACAUUGGGGCCAAACAAGGACUGAUGCCUUCUUUACCUGACAGAUUCUCAGACAGCGCCAAGGACUUUGUCAACAUCUGCUUGACAAGUGACCAGAGACAGCGGCCGUCUGCGGACCAACUGCUGCAACAUUCUUUUCUCCCCAGACAUACCUCGAAAAAGAACUCCUGCGGUCAUCCAGAUGGACUUUGCGGUUUUAUUUGUGUUUUGGAGUAAUACAGAUGUAGACUUAAGAAUAUUGGGCCUUCUUCAAGCAGUACAAAGAAAACCAAGCACUUUUAAGUACUGUUCACAAUUAGGACUGUCAACGUUUAAUACUGCAGUUAAUGCCAAUUCUUUUUUUUAUCAACUCUUGUGAUCAUUUGCUUCUUUUUCUGCAACCAUACAAGACAACUUUCUCAAGAAGAAUCAACGUGUGCAAUACAAAUUGUUACUUUAAAGCUUUUUUCACAAAGCAAUACCUCAGUUUUGUACACCCUUUUUUCUCCGUGUGACUCAGUUUUUCCAAAAAAAAGUGUUCUUUGCAGAAUUGAGUAUCGUUGAUUCUGACUGGCUGAAAAAACAACCACCAGGAUGCCAAAUUAAAUUAUAAAAGUGAGAAACACAAAAGGAAAUACAAGAAAAACGUGUGGCAAAGCGCAAAAGUGGCUUCUGCUUGGUUGUCGGUUACCAACAUCUUUGCUAAUAUCGUUUAUAUUUAAUUAACAUUGUUUUACAUAUGCAAAAUUAUAACUAUUCUCUAUAACAAUUUUUUCCCCCCACUAAGUACCACCAUAAUGACCAACAAUAUAACACAGUAGUGU